Molecule: messenger RNA, 1053 nt
Organism: Myiozetetes cayanensis
Lineage: Eukaryota; Metazoa; Chordata; Aves; Passeriformes; Tyrannidae
Exons: 9
Coding region: 1-1011 (336 amino acids)
Molecular function (GO): protein binding
Source: RefSeq, a predicted model, not a curated record
AUGAGCACUUUUUAUGAUCUGGCUGUGAAGGAGUUGCAAGGCAGUCCCAGCCCUCGGUGGUGCCAUGCCAUGUGCCUCAGUGACUCGGGGACAGCUGUUCUGAUUGGUGGAGAAGGUGUAAAUCAGCAGUCCUGCAAGGAUGUGCUCUGGAAGCUGGAAAUUGACAGUGAUUUGUGGCUUCCAAUGGGUUUCCAGCUACAAAACACCAUGCCAUCAUGCUUGCAUGGUCACACAGCUACCUAUGAUCCUGACACCAAGCGUAUCUACAUCUUUGGGGGCAUAAGGGAGGACAAAGACUACAGCAGCAUCUACAUUCUGGACACAGUCACCUGGAAAUGGCUCCUCGUGGCUGCCAAAGGGAAGACACCAGUGCUCACUUACCACAGUGCAACUAUCUACCAAAAGGAGCUCUUUGUUUUUGGAGGAACUUUCCCCAAAAAGGCAUCACUGGCAGUUGGACCCUGCAGCAACAUGCUCUAUAUCUUCAAUCCAGAGCAUGAAAUUUGGUAUCAGCCCAUCUCAGAAGGGGAGAAGCCUCUGCCUAGGCUUGGGCAUUCAGCUACUCUACUGAAAAACAAGCUGCUGAUUUUUGGGGGUCGGAGGACUUCUCUCUACCUCAGUGACAUGCACAUUCUGGAUCUGGGUUUCAUGGAGUACACACCAGUCCCCCUCCUCGCAGGACAGCCUUCUGCACGUUGUUUUCAUGCAGCUCUGGCUGUUUCAGACCAGAAGGUUCUGAUCAGUGGAGGCUGCAAUGCCACAGGAGCCCUGCACGAUGCCUUUGUCUUCCGCCUAGAUACUCUUUCAUGGAGCACAGUGAUCCACCGUGACCUCUGCUCUGUGCCCCGAGCUGGCCACACAUUGCUGGACCUGACUCCUACCCACCUGAUGGAUGUGGACAAGGAGAACAAAGAGGAGCACAACCUGCGUACGGUGUUGGUCUUUGGGGGCUCCAACUGUACAGGAACCUUUUACAACAGCACAGUCAAGAUCAAGCUGGACCUAGGAUAAUGCACAGUACUCAGAAUGAGCCUGAACAGCAAGGGCUCUUCA